Messenger RNA from Paramecium pentaurelia, 641 nucleotides. NCBI's taxonomy places the organism in Eukaryota, Ciliophora, Oligohymenophorea, Peniculida, Parameciidae. The record is from the annotation of a GenBank genome assembly.
AUGAAAUGCAUAUGUAAAAAUAAACCAAAAGACUUAAUUAUAUCAAUUAAAGAUGAUAAUAUAAUCUUUUAAACUUGUAAUUAUUGUAAUAUAACAUGGAUAGGUAAUGACACAUAAAAUGUUAUCCAUAAAUUUUAAGGUUUUUAUGAUUUUAGUGAUAAUAGUGAUAAUGAUAAUUAAAUAAUUAGAUUAAUGUCUUAGAUCUCUAAUAACAAUAUUGAUAAGAAUUCUUUCAAAUAAAUUCUUGAGAUAAAUACUAAUUGUUCAAAUGUAUUUUUGGUUCUCAAAGUUAGCAUUCCAAAAUAUUUAUAAAUAAUGAAACCAAUUUUAGACUAGUGAAUUCUACACAAUCCACUUCUACUAGUAGUCCAACUAUUAAAGAAACUAAAAAAAAGAAGAAGUAAAAACCAAAAAACAAUGAAACUUAACCAAAAUCUCAAGUUGAAAAAUCAAAAUAAAUUUCUGAUUCAAAAAAUUCAUCAAAAUAAACUAAAUUUUGUUCUUUAGUAAAUGAAGAUAUACGAAUAUUUGAAGAAAAAAUAAAACAAUAUACAUCUGAAAUAGAUGAUUCAUAAAAAAUAGUUUUAAAUCUCCCAUAAGAUUGGAUAAAAAAAAUUGGAUUACAGAAAAAAAAGAAAUGA